Molecule: messenger RNA, 1321 nt
Organism: Raphanus sativus (radish)
Lineage: Eukaryota; Viridiplantae; Streptophyta; Magnoliopsida; Brassicales; Brassicaceae
Exons: 4
Coding region: 252-1223 (323 amino acids)
Biological process (GO): regulation of DNA-templated transcription
Molecular function (GO): transcription coregulator activity
Source: RefSeq, a predicted model, not a curated record
UCUUAUCUGGCAAAUCAUAAAAACAGGUUCGGUUUUAGAGGAACUGGUCCCAAAAAUCAUAAAAGGAGCAGCUGAGUGACGGUGACGAUGGAGACGCAGUAACAACUGAGAGAUUCCCACCAACAUGGAGAUGCCUUUAUAAGUUUUCAACAAGCUUCAGAUCUGCUUCACCUUCUCCCUCUUCCUAAUCCCCUUCUGAUCGCUUAAACCCAUUCUAAGCUCCGACAGAGAGAGAGAAGAAGAAGAAGAAGAUGCCUAGGCCAGGUCCAAGACCUUACGAGUGUGUGAAACGAGCUUGGCAUAGCGAUCGUCACCAACCCAUUCGAGGUUCCAUCAUCCGCCAGAUCUUCAGACUCGCCAUGGAAGCACACAGUGCGGCUACGAAGAAGAACAAAGAAUGGCAGGAGAAGCUUCCUGUUGUCGUCUUGAAAGCCGAGGAAAUCAUGUACUCUAAAUCCAACUCCGAGGAAGAGUAUACAGAUGCUGAUACUAUGUGGAAUAGAGUCAAUGAUGCUAUUGACACCAUUAUUAGACGAGAUGAAAGCACUGAGACUGGCCCUCUUUUGCCUCCUUGUGUUGAAGCUGCUCUUAACCUUGGGUGCAUUGCUGUAAGAGCUUCAAGAAGCCAACGACAUAGUAACGUCAGGACUUACCUCUCUCCAAAAUACCAACAACCUGUUUCUGCAUCUGCUAAUGAGCCGCAAAAGACUAACAAGCCAACCCAUACCGCUCAACCUGCAAUCCCAGUGGAGGUUCUUGAGGACAGCAACAACCGAGGAGCAGCGUUUUUACAUGAAAAGCCAUUGGCUAGAAAACUAGGGACUAUCACUGCUGCUCCAGGUACAGCAGCACCAGCGCCAAUGAACUUGGGUUCGGUGUAUCCUUUGUAUUAUGGAGGUAUUAAUCAGACUCAGCAAGUGGACUUGUCUUCAAGAGUCCCUGAGACGCCUAUAAUCGUGGGCAUGCCUGUUAGUAUAAAGGCUCCGGAAGAAAGAACAGAGAGGUUCUGUGAUUUGUCUUUGAGGCUUGGUGUAUCUUCAGAUCAUCCACCCUCCACAACAAUUGAUGUUGGGUCUAGCCGGGCUUACAAAGGAAGAGACCAACAAGAGUUAUGUUUAUUCUCUGAGGUGAAGAAGAAACAUGAUUCGUUCUCAAAUUACCAAGGUCAGCGUUCAGAUUCGAGAGUUAAAAAACACAAAACAUUUUGUGGAGACUUCCUCUAGGGAUUUUUUUGCUCAAAACUUGUAAAAGUCUCAGGUUUAUUGGUUGAUAUAUUAUGGACUCUCUAGAUCGAUUAUCAAAUCUACUCUGUUUACAUAAA